This is a messenger RNA of Hemicordylus capensis (graceful crag lizard), 714 nucleotides long. RefSeq names its product fatty acid binding protein 5 (gene FABP5). The record is from RefSeq and is a predicted model, not a curated record. Gene Ontology annotation, biological process: fatty acid transport. Gene Ontology annotation, molecular function: fatty acid binding. The transcript is spliced from 4 exons. The coding region runs from base 114 to 521 and encodes 135 amino acids. NCBI's taxonomy places the organism in Eukaryota, Metazoa, Chordata, Lepidosauria, Squamata, Cordylidae. Gene Ontology annotation, cellular component: cytosol; nucleus.
AGACCUGCCCGGCCUCUUCCCUCUCUAGUUGAUUUUAGUGUCUCUUUAUCUCUCCUCGCCUUUUAUUGUUGUAUAUUUCGGUGAACGGGACAGCUCCUCCUUAACGCCGCGCAAUGCCCAGCGCAGAAGACUUUUUGGCCAGGUGGCGACUUAUCUCCAGUGAAGGCUUUGAUGAGUACAUGAAAGAAUUGGGUGUGAAUAUGGCUAUGAGAAAGAUGGGAAGCAUGGCCAAGCCAGAUAUUAUCAUCAGCAAGGAGGGAGAUACAAUUAAAGUGAAAACAGAAAGCACUUUUAAAACACACGAAUUCAGCUUCAAAUUGGGAGAGAAGUUUGAAGAAAAUACCAUCGAUGGUCGAAAAACUCAGACCCUUAUCACCUUAGAUGACGAUAAUACAUUGACCCAACACCAAGAGUGGGACGGCAAAGAGACCACAAUAACAAGAAAACUAAUAAAUGGGCAAAUGGUUGUGGAAUGUGUGAUGAACGGUGUCAAAUGUACUCGAAUCUAUCAGAAAGCAUGAAGACACUGGCUUCCAUUUUGGACUGAGUGCAGUGAGAUGCUGUGUGAUUCCCGGAAUAAAGCUAGUUAAGUUCUAUAUUUCUCUUCUCCACCUUCCUUUUCUUAAGUAUCUUGGAUGAGUCAGUACUGUAUACAUUUAAAUUUCAAUGCCUUGAUGUAACUAUUGAAGUAUUAAAUUUAAAUUUUCAAGUAGA